GCACCUCCCUGGCGCGUCGUCGGUCGUCAUGGAGGCGAGGAGCAGGAACGUCUUCGGCACUGUCAAGGUUUUUGUGGCGUGUCACAGUGUGCUGCAGCUAUCGCAGCUGUUGGUGUCGGGCUAUAUGAAGAGUUCCAUCUCCACCAUCGAGCGGCGCUACGGUCUCUCCAGUCAGAAGUCGGGGCUGCUGGCCGCCUUCAACGAGGUGGGCAACACGCUGCUGAUCGUCUUGGUCAGCUUCCUGGGGAGUCGCGUCCACCGCCCUCGCGCCAUCGGCUGCGGCGCUCUCUUGGCCUGUUUGGCGUCGCUGCUCAUGGCGCUGCCGCACUUCCUGAGCGGGCCGUACCGCUACGGCGAGCGGCGCUACCACGGCGACGACCGCGCCGCUCGUGAGUCCCGAGCCCCUCAGCGCCGUCGGCGGCGUGAGCGCUUUAGUCCCGCCUCCCUUGUUCUCCACGCAGCCGCCUGGAACGGCUCCGGCCUGUGCCGCCGGGAGAACGUCGCGGCCGAGGCGCCGUCGUCCAAUGGCAGCUGCGGCGAGCGGGGAAGCUUCGCCCACGAGGGCGUCUACCCUCUGCUGCUAUUUGCUCAGCUGCUGCUGGGCGUGGCCUCCGUGCCCAUGCAGCCUUUCGGCAUCUCCUACAUCGACGACCACGCCAGCAGGAAGAACUCGCCGCUCUACCUGGGCAUCCUACUGGCCGUCACCGCCGUCGGCCCCGCCUUUGGCUUCCUGGGCGGCGCCUUCCUGCUGCGAUUCUACGUGGACUUUGACAAGAUGGCCGCAGACGAGGCGCAGCUGGAUCGGGGCGACCUGCGCUGGGUGGGCGCCUGGUGGCUGGGCUUCCUGGUGGCGUCGUGCCUUCUCUUCGCGGCGGCGCUGCCGUACUUCUUCUUCCCCCGGAGCAUGGUGCCCGAGGAAGAGUCGGAAGCAGACCAAAAGCGUCAGCCGGACGUUUUCCAGGAAGUGGGCCUCCUUCACUUCCUCAAAAGCUUUCCCGCCAUGUUGUGUCGGACCCUGCGGAGUCCCGUCUACCUGCUGGUGGUCCUGGCGCAGGUCAACCUGGCCGCCAUGGUGGCCGGCCUCGCCACCUUCAUGGCCAAGUUCAUCGAGAAGCAGUUCGGCCAGACGGCGGACUUCUCCAACGUGAUGAUCGGCGGCGUGAGCAUCCCUCUGGCCGUGUUGGGAACCGUGUCGGGCGGCGUCCUGGUGCGGCGCCGGGCCCUCGGCGUGGGCGGGGCCAGCAAGCUGUGCGCCGCCGCCAUCUUGCUCAGCCUCUGCUGCGCCUUCCCGCUGAUCCUCUUGGGCUGCCCCACGCAGACGGUGGACGGCGUCUUCCCCCCUCGGCGUGCGGCCGCGCGCUGCGCUUCCACGUGUCGCUGCGCCCGGGAUCUGUUCCGUCCGGUGUGCGGGUCCGACGGGGUGGAGUUCACGUUCCCGUGUCACGCCGGCUGCGUCGCCAUGGAAACGGACGGCGCCAACAAAGUCACGAACUUCACGGAGUGCGACUGCGUGGGCGGGGCCGGCGGCUGGGCGGCGCCCGGAACCUGCGGUGGCCGCUGCGGCCACCUCCUUUGGCCCUUCGUGGUCCUGAUGGCCGCCACCUGCCUGACGGCGUCCUUGUGCCAGACGCCGUCCUUUGUCAUCAUCCUCAGGACGGUGUCGGCGCAGGACAAGUCUUUGGCGGUGGGCAUCCAGUACAUGCUCUUCCGGGUCCUGGCCUUCAUGCCCUGCCCGGUCCUCUACGGCUUCGUCAUCGACUCGGCGUGCGUCCUGUGGGACCGCGAGUGCGGCAAGCAGACUUCCUGUCUCUACUACGACUUGGACGGCUUCAGACACAGGUUUUUGGGCGUCCAAGGGGUCUUCAUGUGCGGGGGUCUUCUGUGCUUCUGCUUGACGGCGCUGGUCCUGCACAGGAGGAGGGCGGGGCCCGCCGGCCCGCAGGCGGCCGGUCAGAGCGCCUACGAGCUUGUGAGCGAGCGCGGCAAAGAAAAGGAAGUCAAGCCGGGACACACCUGAGGAAAGCCUUCGGUCCACAUUUUUCACAAUUCGCUUUCUGCCACAUGGACGAGCAGCGCUUGUGAGGCGACGGCAUUCUUUGGACUGGCGCGUCGGAUGGUAAUAUUCGCGGGGACAAAGUACGUGGACCUUCAGCUGGAUAUCACGUACAUCAAAACGCUACAAAGGCGAAACGAAGGGCAGGAUGUCGCCGGGGAUCUAGCCGCAGUUCCGCUGAUGUCCACCGGGCUAACUUGCGCUAAGCCGAACCCAACGCUACUUCCUGUCGCCUUGCUAGCCACACACUAAUGUAAUGCAGCCUAUGCUUCGUGCCGCCAUCUUGCCUCCGACAACCAGCUUACAAGUGUGUGUGUGUGUGUGUGUGUGUGUGUGUGUGAGAGAGUGUGUGAGUGUGUGUCUAUUUCAGUCUGUGUGUUUGUUUACGUGUGUGCAUUUGUGUCUCUUGUGAGGGCGUGUGCAUGGUUUGGCGCCAAACGUUUGGCCGCCACCGGAGUAAUUUGGUUGGUGGUGGUGAUGUUUUUAGUCAUCAUUUUGUCAACGUAGAUUAAUUGUGACAAAUACUUUGUUCGUUCCUUCUUUCUUUCUUUCUUUCUUCGGGGCUUUUCCUGAUUUGCCGAAUCACUGGGCUAACCUCAGGAAUGUGACGAGAAAAUCAAAACCACAUGGCAGGCGUGUGCGCAAGUAAACGGAUACACACACACGCACACACACACACACACACACACACUCCUCUGGUGGGUGGAGACAAAUGGGAAAUGUGUGUGCAUGUGAUAUGAUCCACAUGUGGAGAGUUCAUCACUGUGUGUGUGCAUGCCUGUGUCUGUGUGUGUUUUGUCCUGAGGGUGGCGCCAGAAGUCAAAGUUGAUAAGUUAAAAAAAAGUCCUCUCUUAUUUUUUUUAUUGUCAUGUUUAUUUUGUAGUGUCACAUUAAUGUACUGUACUACAAGUGACAAUUAAAAAAAAAAUCACCCC
Molecule: messenger RNA, 2988 nt
Organism: Hippocampus zosterae (dwarf seahorse)
Lineage: Eukaryota; Metazoa; Chordata; Actinopteri; Syngnathiformes; Syngnathidae
Gene: slco2b1
Product: solute carrier organic anion transporter family, member 2B1
Exons: 13
Coding region: 29-2017 (662 amino acids)
Biological process (GO): bile acid and bile salt transport; transmembrane transport; sodium-independent organic anion transport
Cellular component (GO): membrane
Molecular function (GO): protein binding; bile acid transmembrane transporter activity
Source: RefSeq, a predicted model, not a curated record